Molecule: messenger RNA, 8896 nt
Organism: Sorghum bicolor (sorghum)
Lineage: Eukaryota; Viridiplantae; Streptophyta; Magnoliopsida; Poales; Poaceae
Exons: 11
Coding region: 158-8356 (2732 amino acids)
Biological process (GO): regulation of DNA-templated transcription; defense response to other organism
Molecular function (GO): DNA-binding transcription factor activity; sequence-specific DNA binding; ADP binding
Source: RefSeq, a predicted model, not a curated record
CUUUAGGUCCCGCAUAGUGAAACCAUCCUCACCCAAAAUUUCCCCAUCUCCAACAGCGAAAAUGAAAAGGAGAACGCAAAUCCCCUCCGCAGAGCUGCAGCUGGAGGCGGCCAUGGCAGCGCGCUAGCUGCGGCUGCUACUAGCCUACUACCGACCGAUGGACGCGACGGCGUCGGAGUCGGACCCCUCGUCGCCGCGCAGCCGGCAGCUGCUGCCACCGAUAGACGCGACGAUGGCGUCGGACCCGUCGCCGCCGCCGCACAGGCGGCAGCUGCGUGGCCCUCGCCCGCCGCGGCUCGACGUCAGGAUGGAGUCCCACAAGAUCAAGAAGCCGACCGCCGUCACUCCACAGCCGUACAAGAGAUCCCACCUGCACCUGCGGUGGUCUCGGGUCAAGGAAAUCCACUGCGAGCCUACCGACUUCAAGGCGCUCGUUCAGCGCCACACAGGCCCUGUCGCCACCGCGCCGCCCGACUGCACGGAGAUGCAAUACGCCGGACGGUCCGUCGUGUGGUCACCACCGGUCCGGCCGUCCCGGAUCGCCGCUGUCGUCGUCUCCGCGUCCGCGCGGUUAGCGGCCACCGUGAGGGCCGUUGGAGCGGACUCCUUGGUUGCAGCGGACGCGGACAGCAGCUUGGCAGCCGUUCUUAGCUUGCCGCGACGGCCGCCGGGGAUCCUGUCGCCUGCGGCUCUGCCGCCGGCGGCGUGCUCCGGGCAGUUCUCGGCGACGCCGUUUGACCCGAGCUGCCUCCCGUGGCUCAAGGACAAGGACAAGGAGCUGAGCCUGCAGAGCCCCUUCUUCCUGCCCGCUGGCGUAGAGGAGCUGCAAUGCCUGUUCACGCUGAACCCACGCACCCGCCUGCUCCCCGCCCCCGGCAUGCCACCAUGUCCGGCCACCGUAGUCUCGACGGCAGCUGGGUUGUCCGAAAAUAAUGUCCUGGAAAUAGAAAUUGAAUCAGGCAAUGGGGAAGGAGUACCUGCUGGACCUGUUGGUGACGCCGAGCGAUCUCCAAAAGCUGAACCGGCUGGUGACCUGCAAGUUGGAGCGUGUUUGGCCUCAAUCAAGCGGCUCUUUCAGCAGCUUGUUCAUGUUCGAACCAUCAUCUCAUCCUUCAGUGGAAAGCUACCAUCCGAUGCUUGGUUCAAUCAUGUCAAACAUUUGACCUCAGAUGCAGAAGAAUCUCUUGAACAUCUGCACUACCAGAUGAUGCUGGCCAAGCUUGGGGUUGGGGUUGGGACACACCUCGAGAAGGUAAUGCCCAAAGUGUCAGGGACUCGUUCCAAAACAACAGCUAUAAGCUUCAUGCACUUACUAGCUUCACAGGAACUUGUCAUCUUACCAGUUACUGACAAAUUGGAAGGCCUUCGACAUGGAAGCCCUGGAUUGUCUGGUGUAGUUCUUGGGAACUACAGUGAUAUGUUGUCACUUAGUUCUUCAGUCAUACGGUGCAUCCUUUUGUGUCGUGGCAUUUUAGGCAUUAUUAACAUGGUUAACAUGGAGGGUAAGGAUAAGAGCCUGGAACUUCCUGUGUUUGCUUUUGAUGACCUGACAUAUGCUGGUCUGAACAAGGGAAUUGGGAUGAAUGCACAUAGUGUACCAGCACGCAUGACUGACCCUAUAUAUUUGUUGCCUAUGUUUACCAGAAGUCUUUUGUGUUUGGAUCUCUCAAGCUACAGUGGCCUUACGCAGCUGCCUCCUUCCAUUGGCAACCUUUCUAAUCUGGCUGCAUUGAACCUUUCUCACUGUUAUUCCCUUCAAACAUUGACGGUGUCAAUAGGAAGCCUGAAGAACUUGCAAACUCUUGUUCUUUCCUGCUGCCAUGAACUAAGGAAUUUACCAGUGUCACUUUGUGAGCUUUCCAAGCUAAGAUUGCUGGAUUUGGCAGGCUGUUCCAGCCUUGAAAACUUACCUGCUUCUCUAGUAAAUCUUGGUAAUUUAGAGAAUCUAAACCUAUCAUAUUGCAAGGAAUUGAAGGAGCUUCCACAACCAUUUGGUAACCUCCAGGAACUGAAGUACUUGAAUUUAUCAGGCAGCCAUCGAGUUGACUUGGAUGUUGAGUGCCUAUGUACACUUGCAAACUUGAAAUCCCUAACUUUGUCGCCUCUCACCAAUAUUCAAGGCUUUCCUGAUUCCUUCAAAGAUCUGGCGAAUCGUCUGGAUAGUUUAAGAUGGUGGAAGAAGAACCAGAUCCAUCCCCAGUGCGGCCCAAAGGCUGCUUCUUUGCAAUCAUAUAGGUGUUAUGAGCAAAGUAUUAUUGACAUGUUACUUUCUGAUGAGGCUGACAAUAGUAGCGACCAGAUAGUCACUUCUGCUUGCAUAGUUGGCGAAAGUGGCAUGGGAAAGACUGAGCUAGUCCAUCAAAUUUACAAUAACCGAAUGAUUUUUGAUACCUUUGAUUUGAGAAUAUGGCUGAAUAUGUGUGAUAAAAAGAGGCUAUUAGGUAAGAUAGUAGAGCUCACUACUUGUGCAUCUUGUAGUGAUGCCUCAAUCAGUGUUCUCGAAGAAAUUGUAAUAGAAGAACUUACUAGCAAGAGGUUGUUACUUGUACUAGACGAUUCUGAAAUCAAGAGCCAAUAUUUCUGGGGUUAUAUACGGAAGCUACUUAAUGUUUGUGCAAAAGGAAGCGCUGUCAUUGUAACUACCAAGAGCAAGGAAGUUGCUAACCAGAUUGGAGCAAUGCAAACCUUUUACUUGAGUCCUCUAUCCAAAGAAGAAUGCUUUAUGAUUUUCAAGGAACAUGUGCUUGAAGAUUUAGCUAUGAAUAAUUACUGUCAGUUAGAAAGCAUUGGCUGGAAGUUUGUGGAGAAAUGUGGUGGCAAUCCAAUGUGCAUUAAAGUCCUAAGUGGGUUGUUAUGUCAUUCUGAAAUUGGAUUGUCUGAAAUUGAUAUGAUUGUUGAUGGUAUCUUACCAGCAUUAAGACUAUGUUACGAUCUUUUGCCAGCACACCUUCAGCAGUGCUUCAAAUUUUGUUCCCUAUUCCCCAAAGAUUAUAUUUUUGUCAAGCAUCACAUCAUCCGAUUAUGGAUAGCUGAAGGCUUUGUCUUCUGCGAAGAAGGUACUAAGCCAGAAGAUACUGCCCUGCAUUAUUUUGACCAACUAUUCUGCAGAUCAUUUUUCCAGCGUUCUCCAUUUCAUAGUGAUCAUAAAGACAGCUUUGUUAUGCAUGAGCUAUUUCAUGAUCUGGCACACUCUGUUUCCAAGAAUGAGUGCUUCAGAUGUGAGGAACCAUUCUGCAGCUUCGCUGAAAAUGUUUCCCACCUAUCCCUUGUUCUUUCAGAUUUUAAGACAGCUGCACUUUCUAAUGAAGUAAGGAAUCUGCAGUCUUUUCUGGUUGUCAGAAGAUGUUUACCAGUGGUGAGAAUUUUUACUUUGGAUGAUAUUUUUGUGAAACAUAGAUUUUUAAGGGCACUAAAUUUGAGCUAUACAGACAUACUAGAGCUGCCAAUUUCUAUUGGGAACAUGAAGCACCUGCGGCUCUUGGCUCUCAACAACACCAAGAUCAAAAGCCUUCCUAUUGAAAUAGGACAAGUAAAUAGUCUUCAAACAUUGGAACUGAAGGAUUGUUGCCACCUCAUUGACUUACCAGGAAGCACAAGUAGUUUGGCAAAGCUGCGACACCUUGAUGUGCAGAAAGAAUGGGGCAAUGUUAAUGUUGGCAUGCCUCAUGGUAUAGGAUAUCUGACGGAUCUCCAAACACUCACGACAUUCAACAUUGGGAAUGAUUUGUUGCAUUGCUCGAUUUCAGAGUUGAAGAAUCUGAAUGGGUUAAGUGGACAUGUUCAUGUAACUGGGCUUGAGAAUAUUAAGACAGCCAAUGAUGCCAGAGAAGCAAAUAUGAUGGGUAAGCACUUGCUAGAGGCUUUGACAUUGGAGUGGUCUUACCAGGAAGAAGGCAUGGACGAUGACAUGGGUAAAGAAAUUGCUAAUGAGAUUCUUCAACAUCUUCAACCUAACAGCAACAUUAUGGAGCUUGUCAUUCAAAAUUAUGCUGGAAAUUUGUUUCCUGUCUGGAUGCAGGACAAUUACCUUUGCAAGCUCAUCUCAGUUACACUUGAUAACUGCCAUGGCUGUAGUGAGCUCCCUUACCUUGGUGAUCUGCCAUCUCUCAAAUCUCUUUUCAUACAGAGAAUAAAUGGUGUUGAAAGAUUUGGAAUCGAGACUAGUUCUUUGGCCACUGAAGAAAAACAUCCCACUGGAUUUCCAUCACUGGAGGUGCUGAAUAUAUGCGAGAUGUAUGAUUUGCAGUUCUGGGUCAGCAUGAGAGAGGGGGAUUUUCCACGACUCUUCCGUCUUUCUAUCAGUAGAUGCCCAAAACUCACCAACUUGCCUCGCCUUAUUUCCCUAGUGCAUGUGUCAUUUUAUUAUGGUGUUGAACUGCCGACCUUCUCAGAACUUCCAUCACUGGAGUCACUAAAGAUUGAAGGAUUCCAGAAGAUUAGAUCUAUUAAUUUCCCACAUCAUUUGACAACCUUGAAGAAGUUGGAAAUUAUUGACUGUAAAGAGCUAUUAUCAGUAUAUGCUCAUUCCUUGUCUGUUUCAGAUUUAAAAGUUGUCAGGUGCCUGAAACUUGAUUUGGUUGGAAGCUCAACAGAAGACCAUAUCGGCCAGAAAGUGGUUAAUGGAAGGAAUAGCCUGACAAGGAGGCCUAUGGUGCUAAAAACUUUGACAUAUACAAAUGUCUUGGAUGAUGAUAGCAAGUGGGAAAAGUUUGGAGAAAAGAAUAUAUUUGGCUACAUAUUUGCAAGGUCUUACUACAGAUGCAUUUGGAGAAACUUGACAGGAUGCAGUGCAACAAAGAUUUUGCAGCCGGACAACAAUGAUGCCAACACAUUGUUUGUCAUGUACAUCUCUGAGCACAAUCAUGGAUUCUCCAAUGAACCACACCUUGAACUGCAGAGUCAACUUGGAACAGGUCGUAAACGAAAGGAAUAUGAUGUGUCCAGUGAUGAAAACACAUCUAGAAAACAACUGCAUGACUCUUCUGUCAGCGCUGCUUCUAGUGUGCCACGUCCGGCAACGGGGGAGGCGACGCCAUCAAGCGCUGAAGAGCUCAAGGCAAAGAAGAUGGGCCGGCCCAGGAAGCCGAACCCACGCGUCUUCGGCCCGGAAUGGAGCAUCGCAACCCAGUUUCGAGCCUUUUUACAGACGGUUGACAUAACACAACCGCCUGUGGAAACGUUCUCAAUUAACUGCCAGUGGAAAGUUUCAUUUGCACUGGCCCCAACGCUGGCGGGCCUAAAAAUGCCUGUAGAAAUAGGUUUGGAACCGCUUUGGGCGUACCUAUAUAUGGGUGAGCGAGUACGUGCGGGUGAGCGGCCCUUGCGGGCAGCGACCCCAGCGGCAAGCGGCGAGCAGCCCCGGCGGGCCAAGCGUCCCCGGAGGCGCGCGGACGAGUCGCACCUGCCCGGCGCUGGAACGCGGAGACCCGCGGUGGCGGCGGAGGGUGAAGGAGCGCGUGGCUACGGCGAAUACGCCGGCCGCGGGCGCGGCACCCGCGUAGGCCUCCAUGGCCGGAGCAAGUCGAGGAGUGGCGAAGAGGAGCUCACAGGAUAUCCGGCAAUGGACAACCAUGGAGAGAAGACCAUCAUCCACACGCUGCGAGACGCGCUGCUUCACUUCGCAGUCAAGUCCAAGAAGCUCGCGUCGCCGCUGCUGGAGCCGUUCGGGCGCGCGUCCCAGCCGGCCACCGUCGACGACGACGAGCUGACGGCGCUCAAGUCAAAGCUGCGGCGGAUCCGCACCACGCUCCGCGACGCCGAGAGCCUGUCCGUCACCGACCGCUCCGUCCAGCUGUGGCUGGCCGAGCUCGGCGACCUCGAGCACCGGGCCGAGGACGUUGUCGAGGAGCUGGAGUACGAGUCCCGCCGCUCGGCGCAGCUGGAGGAGCUCAAGCAAGACCUGCUCUACGCCGCCACGACGGGGAAGCGGCGCCGGGAGGUGGCGCUGCUGUUCGCGCCCGCGCCGGCGAGGCGGCUCCGCCGCAAGAUCGACGACGUCUGGGCGAGGUACGAGGAGAUCUCGUCCGACAGGAAGAAGCUCCGGCUGUGGCCCGGCGACGGCGCGCCCCGGCCCGCGGCGAGCCCGCUCGUGCCAAGCAGCGCGCUUCCCCGUAGCGAGCGCCUCCACGGGCGGCAGCGCGACAUCGAGAGGGUCGCCGCCGCGCUAGUACGCGGGGAGCCGGACGCCGGGAGGAGCUACGCCGUCGUGCCCAUCGUCGGGAUGGCCGGCGUCGGCAAGACGGCUCUGAUGCAGCACGUCUGCGGCAUGGAGGCCGUCAAGUCGCACUUUGAACUGACGCACUGGAUUUGGGUCUCCCAGGAGUUUGACGUCGUCAGCGUGACCCGCAAGAUCGUCGAGGCGGUCACCAGAUCACCGCCGGAGUGCAGCGAGCUGAGCACGCUUCAUGAGCUCAUAGUCGAGCACCUUGCGGGGAAGAGGUGUUUGAUCGUUCUCGACGACGUGUGGGAUGACAAUCCCAGCCACUGGAACAGCCUGACGGCCCCGCUGAGCUGCUGCGCGCCAGGGAGCGCGGUUGCCGUGACGACGAGGAGCAAUAAGGUUGCUAGGAUGGUGAGCACCAAGGUGUAUCAUCUCAAAUGUUUGUCAGAUGAAGACUGCUGGCGUGUAUGCCAGCGACGGGCGCUGCCCAAUAGCGAUGCCAACGUCGACCAAGAACUUGUAGAGAUCGGUGAGAAGAUUGCAAAGAAAUGUCAGGGCUUGCCAUUGGCGGCAGAGGCAGCUGGUAGCGCCCUGAGCACUUCAACCAGCUGGAAGCACUGGGAUGAAGUCCUGAAUAACGACUUGUGGGCUGACAAUGAGGUGAAGAAUCUGGUACUGCCGGUCCUGAAGGUGAGCUACGAUCACCUGUCCAUGCCGCUGAAGCGUAGCUUUGCCUUUUGUUCAUUGUUUCCAAAGGGCUUCGCCUUCGACAAAGAUCUGCUAGUCCAGCUGUGGACUGCGCAGGGUUUUGUGGAUGCUGAAGGAGACUGCAGCCUUGAAGCCAUUGCCAAUGGCUACUUCAAUGACUUGGUGUCAAAGUGCUUCUUCCACCCUUCCCCAUCUCAUGCUAUCAGCGAAGGGAAGUUUGUUAUGCAUGACCUGUACCAGGAGCUUGCUCAGUUUGUUUCAGAAAACCAGGAGGAGAUGGCCUUCAGAACAAAGAUUCCUUCUGAGCUGAUCACAGAUUUUGAAUGCUUAAGAGCUUUAGAUUUGAGCAACUCUAAUAUCAUGGAGCUACCGAAAUCCAUUGGAAGUCUGAUACACCUAAGGUUCCUUGGUCUGGACAACACCGCAAUCCAGAAGUUGCCUGAGUCAAUUUGUGCGCUUUUCCACUUGCAGACAAUUAAGCUUAACCAUUGUUCAUCCCUUACUCAAUUGCCUCAAGGCAUCAAGCUCCUAUUGAAUCUAAGGUGCCUAGAGAUUCCACAUUCAGACAUAAAGAUGCCUUCUGGGAUUGGAGAGUUGACUAGGCUGCAGAGACUACCUUUUUUUGCCAUUGGGAAUGAGCCUGCUGGAUGUAGCAUAGCAGACCUGAACCAGCUGGUAAACCUCAAAGGACGUCUUCACAUUGCAGGUUUAAACAACCUGGAUGGUGCACAAGCUUCCACCGCCAACCUUUGGAACAAGUUAGGGAUUCAAAAGCUUAUACUUGAAUGGUCUGAACUUAGAAAUUUUAACAAGUCCCUUUAUGAUCUGCAAGGAAAAGCAGUGAGCUGCAUAUCAGACAGUCAGCACCCUCGAAUCAGUGAUACAGCAGAUCAGGUUUUAAAGUGCCUCAAGCCACAUUCAAAUCUGGAGGAGCUCAGUAUCAAGGGUUAUAAUGGAUCCUUUUCUCCAUCAUGGUUAGGAUGGCUGCCCUUGGACAGGUUAGCUUCUAUUGAACUGAAAGACUGUCAUAAUUGCAAAGAAGUACCGCCCCUUGGCUGCUUACCAUCACUGAAACACAUUUUGAUACAAUCACUGCCAAACGUGAAGCUAAUUGGUCCAGAGUUCUUUGGCAAUGUUGGAGAUACCACUUCUAACAGUAGGAGCAGAAUCUGUAACGUGUUCCCUUCACUGGAGUCACUAAAGUUCAGGAACAUGGAAGCUUGGGAGGAAUGGCUUGGUGUCAAGAGUGAGCACUUCCCCAAUCUUAAAUAUUUCAGCAUUGCCAGAUGCAGCAAACUGAAACUGCUGCCCAAGUUCACUUCAGAACCAAAGCUGAAAAUACAGUACUGUGACCUGCUGCAAAUGCCUUUGUGUCAGAAAUAUAGGAAUACGGUGAAGCACAUACCAGCUAAAAAUGAAAUCUCAUAUACUUGCAUUGCGGAAGGUGACAUUUUAGUUCUUGAAGCUUCCUGUUCCUAUAGUGCAUAGAAUCCUAGACGGCAAUCAUUCAUCUGCUUAAUCAGGGUUGCAAUGCAAGGAUGUCAUCAAUGCAACCAGGAGCUGAUUGGUGUAUGUGCCUGUGUGGUAUGAUAAUUGAAAUAGAAAGGCAUAGGGGAAUUAUUUGUGUUUGAUGCAAUGAUAUUCAUAAAUGGGUCCAAGAACUCUCACCGUGGUUUUAUGUAACCCAUUAAGGGACAGUUACGAGCAAGGCACUUGAGGCUGUUUGCACUACGCAGACCAGAAGAGCUUAAAUUUCUAUGGGCAUGCCUCUCCAAACAAAAACCCUGCCUAAUUCCACAAUUUUCAUGAUCUAUGGAAUGGUCUACUUUACUGGUGUGAAUUGAGAAUGUGAGAAGAAGCAUUGAAAAGUAAAGCCAAUAUCAAAUGGAGAAAAAAUUACCUUUGUAUAAGCAUUUUUACCAUCCUUACAUCUAUCAGUCUAUAUGUUAUGCCAGUCUCAGCUUUUCAGACUCAAGCUGAUAUUCAAGCAAAUUCAAUAUGUAUCCCUUAGCUGAGGUUUGUGGGAGU